AUGGCACAAAUUUUGCGUAUCUGCAUGCUCAACGCCGACGCACCAGUUCCAGCGGUGGCUGCCGAACGUGCCCCCACUUAUGGGCGCAUCUUCCACAAUCUUCUCUCUUCCGCCGUUGCCAACACCAAGUCAUCGCGACAAUCAUCAGAAGACAAUCUCUAUAUCACGUCUACAGACUUCGACGUCGUGAAGAACGAAUAUCCCGCUUCUGUAACUGAAUUCGAUGCUAUAAUUAUCUCUGGCUCGGCGAAUUCGGCAUACGACGAUUUACCUUGGGUACGCAAACUCGAAAGAUGGACGAAAGAAGUAUAUGAGAACGAACCCAGUGUAAAGAUUUUUGGAAGCUGCUUUGGUCAUCAGCUGCUGUGUCAAGCUUUGCUGAAAGAUUAUGGUGUCACGGUGGAAAAGGAUCCAAAAGGCUGGGAACUAGGGGUUAAGGAAAUUACACUGCAUCGGCGGUUCCGCGACGCCUUUUUGGAGCAUGACGAUGAAGUCAGAACGGGUAGCCUAGAAAAGAUGAGGUUGCAAUUUGUGCAUCAUGACCACGUGGUUAUCCCAGACCUAAACGCCCUGCCGCCGUCCUGGAUGAUACUAGGAAACACUCAGCAUUGCGCGGUACAGGGAGUGUACGAGCCUGGUCGUGUCCUUACUUUCCAAGGUCACUUCGAGUUCGACCGUUUCAUCAACAGCGAGACGAUCAAAUUCUUCUUCCCGAAUUGGCAACCAAAAGCCUUGGAGGAGACGCUCGAUGCUAUUGAUGCGGAUGAUGAUUCUGUAACGGCAGCUGGUAUGGUCCUUGAUUUCUUCCUUGAGGACGGCAUUGGAAAGCAUGUUCCGUCACAUGCUAUUGUUGGGGGGUUGAUUACACCACCAUCUAGGGAGUAA
Molecule: messenger RNA, 885 nt
Organism: Alternaria atra
Lineage: Eukaryota; Fungi; Ascomycota; Dothideomycetes; Pleosporales; Pleosporaceae
Exons: 1
Coding region: 1-885 (294 amino acids)
Cellular component (GO): nucleus; cytosol
Source: RefSeq, a predicted model, not a curated record